AUGGACGACAAUAGCCGUCGAAGAAGGCAGAAUGAGCCACCAUAUUCUGCUCAGGAUCCCAGAUAUGCUUCAGACCAGAGUCAAGGUCGUGGCAUUCCAUACUCCAUAUCGGAUAGGCAUCGAUCUGGACCGGCGACAGGGUCACCAUCAAUGAACCGUGGAGUCGGUCCCGCUUCAGCAUAUACCACUCCUGGGUACUACGAGCCAACUUCGAAUUUCUCGGCAGGUAUUUCGUCAAAUCCUUUGCAAUACUCAUCCAAUUAUCCUCCAGACCAAAGGCAACAAUCAAGUUUCUCGGAUUAUAACGCCGGAAUGAUGUACAACAGUGUCACACAACAAACUCCACAAAACGGCAUCUAUGACAGUCCGCAAUUUCAGGGGCGGCAACCUGCAGCAAUGCAAAUGAUGCCGGAUGUGGCUGCGCCCUACCUCUCAAAUGACCCAACCAAUACCCCAGGUACUCAGCAGUACGCUUCCUCAAACUCAUCUACACCUUACCAACAUCACCAACAAAGCCCAGGAGAUCGCACCACAUUGAUUCAACAAUCAUAUUCGGCACCCGUAGGAUUAAGUGGAAUGAGUCAAGCAUCGGGAACAGCCGACGUUAUGGACACCGGAAACCUGCAGCAACAAGGGGCAGGGGGCAUGGAGGAAGCCUAUUCGACUUAUCAGACGGCUCUCAAGCAAAUCUUCAAGAACAUCAUUGAUCUUCGCCUUGCUGAAGCAAGUUCGUCUUUACUUGAGGUUUCGGAGUGGCUACUCGGGCACGUAGCAGAGUUAGACGAAGCUGCGCUUCAUGGCGACCGACUUCGACUAUGGAACGAAUUCAAUGCCGCGUGGUUGAGCAUCUUUACUAGGCAGCACGAUUUUCUCGAAUCAGGUCAGCGCAUACAGCCACCGCAAACACUCAUGUCCUUGGAGUUUAUUGGUAAAAUGGGAACCAACUUAACACGAAUGUGCGAUUCUGUCGAAAAAUACGGUUUGGUGGACUAUCAAUAUGGGGUUGGGGAGUCGCAAAUCAUGGAUAUUCUCAUGAGCUGCAAACAACUCCAAGAAAACCUUGAAGGGCCUGGGACCCCUGAUGAAGGCGCACCCGCGAACCCCAACGUCGGUCGAGCGCCACCAUGA
This is a messenger RNA of Sclerotinia sclerotiorum 1980 UF-70, 1128 nucleotides long. RefSeq lists its product as hypothetical. Bases 1 to 1128 code for a protein of 375 amino acids. Lineage: Eukaryota; Fungi; Ascomycota; Leotiomycetes; Helotiales; Sclerotiniaceae. The transcript has 3 exons. The record is from RefSeq and is a predicted model, not a curated record.